Messenger RNA from Hydra vulgaris (swiftwater hydra), 2022 nucleotides. Its product is annotated as RUN and FYVE domain-containing protein 2. Lineage: Eukaryota; Metazoa; Cnidaria; Hydrozoa; Anthoathecata; Hydridae. The record is from RefSeq and is a predicted model, not a curated record. Gene Ontology annotation, cellular component: cytoplasm. Gene Ontology annotation, molecular function: metal ion binding.
AAAAAUGUUUGUUUUUUAAUAUAUAAAAAAAGAAUGGCUGAUGAAGAUUAUGAUUCUAUUGUUGUGACAGAUACUGGUGGUGGAUCAAAAAAAGCUGGAAGUUUUUCCUCAUGGCCAACAGAAUUAUCUGAGCGGAAAUGGCAAAUUGAGAGAUCAAAUCUGCUAAAUAUAGCAAAAAUUUGUGUCAAAACUUUAAUAGAAAGUUCCUUAUCAGCAAAAACUGGAAGAGUUCUCACUGACGAUUUUUCUCCAUUAUUGCAUUUUUUUGUUAUAAUUGAACAUAUUCUGCGUCAUGGGAUGAAAGCUAAAAGAUCAUUGCUUGGUGGGCGUAAAGAAUUCAUCUCAGUUCUUGAAGUUUUAGAAAACAAGAUUCCUUUCUUGCAAGAUAUUUUAUUGAAUAUAAAAAAUUUGUCAAAUGUGAAAUCUAACUUAGGAAGAACACGUGCUUGGAUUCGAUUUGCUUUGAUGCAAAAAGUUUUUGCUGAACAAUUAAGCAGAAUUGUUGAAGAAAGACCCAUUUUAAGUGAAUGGUAUGAGGAUUACAGCAUGAUACUGUCUGAUGAAAUGCUAGUAAUUAGUGGUUUAUUAGUUGGAUUAAAUGUCAUUGAUUGCAACUUUGAUCUGAAGAGCACAGAUUUAGAUAUGCAAAAUAGUGUUAUUGAUAUUAGUAUUUACUUACGCGAUGGAAAUUAUUUGGAAAAAUCAGUUGAUAACAAAGGUUUGGAUUCUACUGAUGGUCCAAAGUUAGAUGUUAUUCUAGAUCAAAAAGCAUAUUUGGAGCAAAUAAAUAAAACUCUCAAUGAUUCAAACACUAUUUUAAAGCAGCAAACAAAGGAUUUUAUUGAGCGUGAAACAGUGAUUACUAAAGAGGUUGACUUAUUGAAAAAUCAAUUGCUUGCUUCCAUUGCAGAACGAGAUAAAUACAAAUAUGAUUAUGAGAAGCUCUUGUUAGAUCAUAAUCAGACUAUAAAGACUGUGACUUCAGAUUUUGAUGUUGAAAGAGAAACCCACCAGCAAUCUCGAGCUGGUCUGAAUGAAAUGUACUUAAAAGUGCAAGCUGAUUUGGACAGAGUUACUUUAGAGAAAAAGGAGCUAGAGAUUAUGAUGAAUGAUCACAUUGCCAUGAACAAAGAAAAAAUGUUGGCAAUGGAACUGCUUGAGAAGGAUAUCAAUGAUAAACAAGAAAUUAUAACUUCAUUGAGACGACAAUUAGAAGACAUAAAAAAAAUUAAUCUAGAAAUGCAUAAAAAGUGGCAGACAAGUGAAACUUUGCUUAAGAAGAAUGAAUCAGAAUAUGCUUCCUUGGAAAUGAAACUUAACAAUUCAAUUUCUCAAGUAAAAGAAAUGGAAAAAAAUUUAUCGGAAGUAGAGCAAAUUAAAAAACAAGAAGAAGAAAAAGUUUUAAAUAAUAAUACAAAAUUUCAAAAUGAGAGACAAAUACUUCAAACUGAUUUGAAAAUUGAGCGUGAAUGGAGGAUUGGCCUUCAAUCAGAAAUUGAGAAUAAUAUUAAAAAGUUGCAAAAAUUAGAGUACGAGCUUAAUCAGCUCACAGAGACAGUAAAGGAAAAUGAAUCUAUGAAAAAAAAACUUCUUGAAAGUGAAAAGACUUGUGCUGAGUUAGAAACGGCUCUAGAAGAAAUGGGCAAGAAACUUAAUAUGUCGCAUUCCCAAGUUGAUGAAAUGAGAGAGCUGCAGAUUGCAAUGAAAGAUAAGCUAUGGCAAGAAGAUAAAGAUGCCAAUGAAUGUCAACUUUGCAUACAGCAGUUUUCACUAUCUAAACGAAAACACCAUUGUCGAAACUGUGGUGGGAUAUUCUGUCAUUCAUGCUCGGACAAUACUCUUGCUCUAAAGUCCUCUGCAAAACCUGUGCGUGUUUGUGAUACAUGCUAUGAAGCACUACUUUCCAGAUGCACUCCGAAACCUAACUGAAAUUCAUUCUUUUAGACCUCCUAAUCCCAGCAACUUUAAAAAACCUUGAUAAAUGUAUAUGUGAUUGUAAUGUGAAUGUAAAUGAUAAGUGAC